This is a messenger RNA of Esox lucius (northern pike), 4261 nucleotides long. RefSeq names its product Sp5 transcription factor a (gene sp5a). The record is from RefSeq and is a predicted model, not a curated record. Gene Ontology annotation, molecular function: DNA-binding transcription factor activity, RNA polymerase II-specific; RNA polymerase II cis-regulatory region sequence-specific DNA binding. Gene Ontology annotation, biological process: regulation of transcription by RNA polymerase II. NCBI's taxonomy places the organism in Eukaryota, Metazoa, Chordata, Actinopteri, Esociformes, Esocidae. The coding region runs from base 258 to 1379 and encodes 373 amino acids. The transcript is spliced from 2 exons.
GCUAUUCUUUGAUGAUUGGGCAGCGGCAAACUUCAAAGUAAUAAAUCUUAUUUCUGACUGGCUGGCGGCCCACCAAAGUCCUUAUCAAAUUCUAAGAAGUGAUCCCUCACUCUCCAGAUAGUCCAAGGAUAUCUCGAGGAGAGGAAGUAUUGAGAGUGAAGACUUUACCACGUCAAUACAUUUUUCUACGAUUUUACAUUCAUCUCAAUUAGUUUUAUUGUGAUUUGUUUUUAACAAGAAGGAAGAGAACGUUUACCAUGGCAGCAGUGGCUGUACUGCGGAAUGAAACACUCCAGGCUUUUCUUCAGGACCGUACUCCGAACUCUUCUCCAGAGAACUGCAAACAUUCCCCACUGGCGCUGUUAGCUGCCACUUGUAACCGGAUCGGACACCACCACGGAUCAAGUCCGGCAGAUUUCCUACAGGUUCCUUACGAUACUACCUUAGGCUCACCGUCACGAAUUUUUCAUCCUUGGAGCAAUGAGGGGAAUCCUCAAAGCACUCUGUCUAGCAAUUCUACCUUUGGACUAUCAUCUAAAUCCCAGCUCCACAUCCAAAGCUCAUUUACCGCCCAUCACGAGCUCCCUCUCACCCCUCCAGCGGAUCCCUCAUAUCCCUAUGACUUUUCCCCUGUGAAGAUGUUACCAUGUUCCAUGCAGUCGUUACAGUCCUCUUGUCCACCCACGUACGUCCCCGCUGUAACGUAUGCAGCGCCAACUGCCAUGCCAGGUUUUGUUACGGGACACUCUGGCCUUGUUCACCAACAACAGAGACAGUUGUCCCCUAACCCAGGGGAGGAUAUUCCGUGGUGGAGUCUCCAACAGGGAAAUCACGUGAGUCACCACUCAAUUACAACUCAAUCCCUUGGUCACCACCGUUUCCAACUGCAGAGGGGCUUGGUGAUGGGACAUACAGACUUCGCGCAGUAUCAGACUCAAAUCGCUGCUCUUCUACACACCAAGUCUCCUCUCGCAACAGCCCGAAGAUGCCGGAGAUGCAGGUGUCCAAACUGUCAGUCAUCCACCUCAAAUGAUGAGCCCGGAAAGAAAAAACAACACAUCUGUCACAUACCAGGAUGCGGGAAAGUUUAUGGCAAAACCUCUCAUCUCAAAGCUCAUCUCAGAUGGCACUCGGGAGAACGUCCGUUUGUUUGUAAUUGGCUUUUCUGCGGCAAGAGUUUCACCAGGUCUGAUGAGCUUCAGAGGCACCUGAGGACUCAUACAGGAGAGAAGCGCUUUGUUUGUCCAGACUGUUGUAAGAGGUUCAUGAGGAGUGACCAUUUGGCAAAACAUGUAAAAACUCACCAAAACAAAAAAACGAAGUGUCAUGAGAAGACACUUGAACAUCACGUGAAAAGGGAAGAUAUGAGGAACAUGUAGUAAGCCUACAUUAGAGUCUUGAUUAGUAAUCAAGAUAGACCAACUAGUGCAAUAUAAGUCAUUUACUUAGUUCAAGUACAAAGUGACGAUUCUAUAAUUUUGGGUUACUUUGCUUUUUCUUACAUUCAGAAAAAUAAUUUCUCUAACAUUGCUGGUCUGUGUAGCAUUUUCUUUGUAUAUAUGACAUUUAACUCAUCAAGUUUAAUUGGGAUCCUGGAAAAAUGUAGGCUACUUUAAUACCCCAUGAGCUAGUGUUCACUGUCUAUACCAUAUCAAGAAAGACAAGUUUCAACUUGUGUUUUGACCAUUGUCUUCGGUGGAAGAUUUAACUUUCUUGUAAAUAAUAUUUAAUAGCUUUUGUUGAAUGAAAGUGUCAGUUUUCACUCCAUGUGGGGUGUUUUAGCAUGCUCUUGAAAAGAUAUGCUAUUGUUGAUAUGACCCAAAUACUGUGUGAGAAUAAAAAAUAUAAAAUGUUCCCAUGUCAGAAUUAGUCUUAUUUAAUUUUUUAUAAUAAUGACUUCCACACUAUGCGGUUACCUUCAAAAGGGCUUGAUUCAUAUCAAUUGAUCAUCGUCUAAAGCAUUUAGACAUUAUUGCUAUUAAGCCUGAGAAUGUAUUGAUAAAGAAAAAGUUGUAUGACUAAACUGAAAACUUUGUCAAACAAUUAGAAAAUAGUUAGACAUCCAAUAAUAGCAUGACCGAUAAUUGAAAGAAUAUAAAACAUUUAAAAUAAUAAUUUAAACACAGUAUUGACAUGUAGAGAAGGUUAAUUUAGGCAAAAGAUUCAGUUGCACCUGUUUAAGGAUUUGCUUCUGGUUUUGGCAUAUGCAAUAACAAAAAGAGCUUGCAAAAGCAUAGUCUGUGGUCUCUAAGUUAUAAUUAGUGAAGCCGGUCCUACUCAUCAGUAUUGUGCCUUAUACACAAACAUGGCUUGUAUUUGAAAUAAUCCCACUGUCAACUGAUGAGAUUUCUAAUAACUAGAUUUACAAGUUAGAUGUGGGUAUAAUUGUUAUAAUGUAAAAAACCUAAUUGAAAUGUAUUCAACAAGGUUCUGGACACAAGAUAUUUUAAGAUACGUUUGCGUUACUAUGUAAAUAGUGUGGUUCGCUAACUUUUGUGUUGUGACCUACCUACGGUCUUAACAUCUCCAGCGACUCAAGUUAAAAAAAAAAGUUUCCUCAAUAAGUUUUCUCUGAGACCCAGUAAGAAUUGUCUGUGACCCACUAGUGGUACCAAUCCAGUGAUUAAAAAAUACUGUGUGAAGGAACUUAUUUUUCUGUGGAGUAACUGGAGUCCAGUCAGUGUAUAGAGAUUGUAUUGACAGAGUUCCCCCUAACAUCUUAUUGGCCAUCUUAUGUUGAUGUGCAGAGGAUAUUUAUGUGUAGAAAUACAAGAGUAAAAAGCAUCAUAUCAUUAGUAAAAAUGUUGUUCUGCUUAAGGUUUCUUGAGAGAAAAAGUGUAGUAUCUUGAUAACUGAAACUAAAGUGUGUUUUAAUGCAUGGAUUAGUAAUACUGCAGGCACUGAAUUACUAAACAGUCUUAAUUCAAGUCCCAACAAUGUAGAAUGAAGUCGAGGCAGGAUUUCAUACUGAAUGAGCCGUACACAAUUUUGAAUUAAACACAGAUAAGCUUAACAUCAGCGGGCGACUGAAACAACAAUUACCUGACAGUGUGUUAACGUUAAUUCAAAACCCAUCUAUAUAUUGUCCCAGAUUUCCUCUAAUCAGGAUAUGUUACGCUGGGUCCUGUGCUUCAGGAAAUGCACGACUACAGUAUAUCCACAAACUGCUGUUGAUGAAAAGGUCAAACUUUUGAGCAGUCAGUUUGCCUGUUGUUUUCCUUGCUGUAGCGCCCCCUAUUGUAAGGGACUAACUGCUGUUGAAAUGUACUUGUGGGGGUUUUACAGGCCUAUUGAAGUGAUUCUCCUCUCUAUGAAAAAAAAACAUUCUUGCAUUUGCAGUAUAGGGAACUCAUAGCAAAUGUUGAUGAAAUUAAUCUUGUGAUCGGUACCGGAUUCCUUGCUUAAUGUGUGCACUGUGGUUUUGUCCAUAUUGUAGUAGCAUUAUCUUCAUUUAGUAGUGUGCCUGGUUUGGGACGACUUGCUGAAACCAAUGCAGUAACAAGGUUUUGAGAUUGAUCAAAAUGGCCAGCCCUUUCCCCGCAUCUACAAUUGUUUGAAAUAAUUUCAAGCUGCAAAAAAUGUAUACGUUGGGCACAUUAACGCAAAUGUGUAUUCUUAUGGCACAAGAAGAUUAAGGCUUUUAGCUUGACCUGUACCUGAGAACUAGCAAACUAGUGUUUGAGUGAACAGGUCCUUUCAAACUCUGGAAUUAAUAUCUAAACAUUUCCGAUUGAGGCAUUCAAUCAGUUUUCCCACAGAGGUUUUCCACAUUCCAUAGAUGGAACAGUAGUUAUCUACAGUACAAGUAUCACACAGGAAAGGGGAGGGAAGAUGGGGGGGUAUUGUGAACUACAAUACAUUGGGGGAGGUCACAGAGACGAGUCUUCACCAUUUGAACUUUUAAGCCUUGAUCCAAAUUUCAUUAUCCUAUUAUGAAGCUGUGACUUCUAGAGAUGCCUUGAAAACAUCCAUGGAGGCUCCUAACAGCAGACAAAGGCUUUGUUUGUCACUGAUUGCCUUUAUAUUUCCAAGAUAGCCAUGACUAUAAUAAACUGGAUUUAUACAGAAUGUCUACACAGCUGUAAAAACAAAGCUUAGUUACUGUGGUAAAUUCUGUUUCAUUGUAUGAAAUAAAUAUUCAUAAAUUCACUCUCUGGUUGUCCUGUCCAUAGCAGUUGAUGUCCAACACUUCAGAAUGUUAAACAUAAAUAUAUAUACAAUCAUUAUUUUUGUUGUAAGCAAUGGCCUGAAUCCAAACCCG